AUGUUCUUCAACAACGUAACGAAAGCUGCCCCAGAUGUCAUGUACCACCUCAAGGUACAGGCGGAUGGGGACACCAGUCCAGUUAAGGUCGAUCUCGGUGUCGGCAUCUACCGAAACGAGCAGGGCGUUUACAAUGAGAUGAAGGUGUUGAAAGAUGCUAAAAAGGACAUGGCUGCUGCCAAUCCUGAUCACGACUAUGAAGUAACCACCGGCAACACUAGCUUUCUAAAGAAUGCAGCGAAGGUCGUUUUCGGCAAAGACUCAACUCUUCUGCAGGCAGGCCGAGUCGCCUCUGCCCAAACCAUUUCUGGUACGGGAGCAGUGCACAUCGCCUUCUUGCUGCUGAGCCGCUCCGUCCCUGGCAUGUCAAAGGCCGUUUAUGUAGGAACACCCACCUGGGGGAAUUACGUGCCCAUGCUUGACUUGGUCGGUCUUGAGGUCAGAACAUACCGGCACUACGAUCCCAAAACCGGCACCGUUGACUGGAAGUCGGUCCUGAACGCUGUGCGCACUGCUGAGAAAGGCACCACGUUUAUUCUCCAAGGUUGCUGCCACAACCCGACGGCGGCAGACUUCACCAAGGAGCAAUGGCGGAUACUGGCCCAAGAGAUGAAGAAACGCGAACUGUUCCCCUUGUUCGACAUUGCGUACCAGGGCUUGGGCAACGGUCUUGAAGAGGACAUCUACAGCGUUCGACACUUUGCCGAACAGGGAUUCGAGAUGCUUGUGUGUCAGUCAUUCUCCAAGAACUUUGGGCUAUACGGCGAGAGAGUUGGCGCGGUGCAUGCCAUCUGUCCCAUGGCAGAUAUCACCGCCGCGGUCCACGACCAGCUCCGUUUCCUGAUCCGCACUGAGUUCUCUUCCUCGCCGGCGUAUGGAGCGCGUCUGGUUGACAUAGUACUUUCCGAUCCCUCAAGGGAAGCUGUCUGGAGAGAAGAGCUCGAAGCCAUUUACGAGAGGCUGCAGGGGAACAGAGCCAAGCUUUCCAAUCUUCUCAUCAAUGUCUACAAGACCCCAGGUGACUGGAGUAUUAUCACCAAGGGAACCGGUCUUUUUAGCCUCUUGCCACUCUCCCAGGCCGAAUGCAAGGAACUCCAGGACAAGUACCACAUUUACUUAGUAACCAAUGGACGAGUUACAAUCUCUGGAUUGAACGAGAAGAAUAUUGAUUAUGUGGCAAAGUCUAUCGACAAGGUUGUCAGACAGUCACAGUUGGGAAUUAGUUCUAAGAUCUAA
Messenger RNA from Ilyonectria robusta, 1236 nucleotides. Its product is annotated as aspartate aminotransferase. The record is from RefSeq and is a predicted model, not a curated record. Lineage: Eukaryota; Fungi; Ascomycota; Sordariomycetes; Hypocreales; Nectriaceae. The transcript is spliced from 6 exons. Gene Ontology annotation, biological process: L-aspartate biosynthetic process. The coding region runs from base 1 to 1236 and encodes 411 amino acids. Gene Ontology annotation, molecular function: L-aspartate:2-oxoglutarate transaminase activity; pyridoxal phosphate binding. Gene Ontology annotation, cellular component: cytosol.